GCCGUUAUUCCACCCCUCUACUUUCCCUUUCUUCCCACUGGACUCCACCGCAAUCGCCAGCAGAGAUUCCAUUUUCUUUGAGACUCUCUGGUCUAGACCUCGUACUGUCAGACGGUACUUUAGUACCGUUGGUAUUGGCCAACUUCUCUUCGUCGGCUUCAGCCCCAAAGCCUUUCAUUCCUUCCCUCACUCGUUUCUUUCUUCUGCUUUAGCUUCGUGCAAACUUACAUUGUCUUCUCUUGCUUUGUCCUCUUCCUCCUAUAGCUGUAUCAACUAAUACCAACAUGGAUCCUCCGCACGACGAGAACGUUGCAUUGUAUAUUCUUCAAUUCUGUCGACCAGACUAUGCCGUGUCCGAGGAUGGCGGCCACUUAAUGCCUACGUCCAAUUACCAGUCGUCGGCCCCAUCCCCCUUGUCGCUCUCCAGCACCAUGAGUGCAGACCUCCUUCCUGGAGGUGCCACCCUCCCCGAGAUUGACACAGACUUCCGCUUGGAGGAUAUGUCCAGCAAUCCGAUUGGGGCGGCGGUCAACGACUUAUCGCCUACAUUGCCUAACGGCCUCGGAUAUGAGUCUCCCACGGAGGGACCUUUCAGAGCAGGUGCUCAACCCAUACCCCAUCUUUAUUGUCCACCGAGCGUGUCCCCUCCGGACUACCUCGACAAGGUUAAAGCGGACCUGGACCGGCUCCGAUCAACUAUUCGGAACAGCGUCACGAAGGUUUCCCCUUCUCAACUGUUCGAAAUGAGAUAUCUUGUGAAAAGCAAUUACAAUUCGCUGGAGACCCUAAUCCAGGAUGAGAUUGAUUCUGAGAUACAUUCCCCCAACAGCACCAACAGUGCUAACAGCGACAAAGAAAGGUAUAUUUGUCGGCUUUGUGCAUCUUACAAAAGGAAAACAUACAGCACUAGGGGGUGCUUUCGGCGACAUGUCUCUACUCUCCACGCUCCGCGGUACAAAUUUCAUUGCCCUCUCUGUGAAUGGGUGAGUUUUAGAAGGGACAAGGUUCAUGAACACUUUAGGCAAAGACACCCAGCACCAGCGAGUCUCAGACGGAGCGACAUCAGGCGCGUUGUAAUAAGCCCACCAAGAACCUGCCCCUUUCCCUCUUGCAACAAGCAGGUGCAGUGCUGGGAGGCUUACUUCGACUGCGUCUCCGAGCACUGCCGCUUACAGAAUGGUAGCUCCGGCACUAGCGCAAGCCAGAGCCGGAGAAACAGUGAUGAUAGCGGGAGUGGUGGGGCUGGCUUCAAUGGCCACCAUGCUCCCGGACACCCAUUUGGUGGACAGGGACCCCAGUUUCCAAACGGAGGUGGAGGCAGCUCUGCUGGCGGAGGUGAUUUCUAUCCUGGACUUGGAUCCUAUUACUAUGGAAACAGCUAUUCCGGGGGGAGCAACUUCGCUCAGUUGGUCGGGCAGAGGCUAUCAUCCCCCCUUGGCCCAAUCCCCCAUGUAAACCAUAUUUCUUCGGACACUGGAUUGCUCUCUUCUCGCUUAGGAAAGAAAAGUAACGAGACCAACCAACUAAGACCAAACAAUCUUGCGGAUCAUCACCAGCCUCUCGAUUCGAACAUCGACAUGAGUCCCCAAAGUAUUGAAUCAGCAGAUGAUUUAUCCUCAUACAGCGAGUGGAGAUCAAACAACCCAAUGGGCCCGCCUGGCGCAGCAGCUUCCAGCAAGAACAGCCUGACUGAGGUGAAACCAUGUCAAAGCCAAAUCCACAAAACACUUCCAAAACAACCCGCACCUGAGCCUCACAGCCCACCCCCGAAGAAAUGCAAAUCAUGCGGCCAUAUCGUUGGUAGCUGUGCUAAGUGUCAGCUACAGAAGGGUGCCGUGGAGAGAUGCCAUCUCUGUGCUGAUAAGGUUAGCCAGCAGCACGAAGCACCCCACGAUCUGGAAGAUUAUGACCAAUACUACGACUUGGCUUGCAACGGGGCUUCAGACCGGAAUUGCUCAGUUGGAAGGAUCGCUUGGGCAUUAGAUCAAGCGUCCCAGGCUUUCAAGGCCAAGGAUACUCCAUGUUGGACCGCUAAUCGCUGCACAGCCCCGGCGAAGGAUACGCCCCCAUACACUUCGUUUAAUCAGACAUCUCAAACCGUCUCGGUUAUGACAAGUACCGACAGACGACAUGCAAUUUAUGUUUCGGAGCAAUCCACCAUCAGCGCCACUGGCCCCGAGAAUCUAGCCAAGACUUCUCCAUGUGUCUUUGGAGUCCGUGUUUUGCAAUCUCGUUCCACAACUAUAACUCCAGUUUUGCGAUUACCGCAGGCCAAUAAGCUCGAAUGCUAUGAAAUGUUAUAUAGCACCUUGACCUGUAUUGGCGACCCAUACGCUGCAUUUGGGCCGAACUCUCAAAAAGCAGCACUGACUCCUGAUACCAUUCCAUGCCUUUCAAAGAUCCCCAAGGGGUUCUUUGCAACUCAGUUGAAUACCCCUUCUUUCAACAGUUAUCAAAUCGAGACUGUGCUAGCCAAGCCAUAUGCAACAGGCGUCUUAUCCUUGUAUGGAACCAAACCUGAGCCUGCAACUUUGGAAGUUAGAACAGAAGCCGAUUCCACUUCCUACCAUCCAACUUGCGAGGUUGAAGAUGUGCAGUCUUUGCAGCUCUGGGCACGUCCACGAGAUGUGGCCUCUUCAGCCGCAGAUCAGUUGGCGCGCAGGAGGCGUUCUAUGUUGCGCAGAAAGCUUCAAGCCAUUAUUGAGAUCCUUGUAUUGCAAGCAUCCGUCGCCAACACGUUUCCAGACUCGAAGCAGUUGGAAGACGGAAGCUUGACUGACCCCAAUACAGAGUCUGAACAAACGGAUGUUACAGUCCAUAAACCGCAUUUCUUGCCCCAAUGGCUUCGAGAAGCAAUUGGCGCUUUCACUACAAGUGAGGUGGACAAUGUUGACUCUAAAAUACUUGCAACAUCGAUGCAUAAAGCUGAGGAAGAGAUAUGGCCGAAGGUAUCCAUGUUUGUGGACGUCUUGAUGAGCUACCUGGAAUCUCCUGCUAGCCCGACAGUGAUUGAACGACAAAUCUCUGAAUUUAGAAAACUCAGCUUGUGGUGAAUAUACCAUUUACUCGUCUACGACCAUUGCCUUACAGUAUAAAUGAUGACUACGACCUUUCCUUCUCUUCGGCCUUUUCUUGUAUACUUUGCUUAAUUUCGGGUUUACAUCCAUGUCACCAAGACGAUUGAUGAGACGAUGUGGUAUAUUUACACGGAUACUAAUGGGAUUUGGAUGGAUGGGGGGAACGGAUUAUAUGCGAUGAUAUCCACUGCAGUUACGAUACCAUGUCCGAAUAACUUCGUUAUUCGAUUUUGCUUAGCCAGU
This is a messenger RNA of Aspergillus alliaceus, 3320 nucleotides long. Its product is annotated as putative C2H2 zinc finger domain protein. The transcript is spliced from 4 exons. The coding region runs from base 285 to 3053 and encodes 922 amino acids. The record is from RefSeq and is a predicted model, not a curated record. NCBI's taxonomy places the organism in Eukaryota, Fungi, Ascomycota, Eurotiomycetes, Eurotiales, Aspergillaceae.